GAAUAGAAAGGGGUAACAUGAACUAAUGAGACUGAGAGUUCAGUCUGUGACAAGUCAUUUCACUUUUCUCAGUUUCCUUGAUUGCAUUUACUAAUCCAUGAAAGGAUCUCAAAGUACAAAGAAACUCUAGCAUAGUAAAAUAUAAAUAGCACUGUCAUCCCAAUAUUACAUGAGUCCUUAGUUCCUGCUAAAUUGUUGAACAAUUGAACUUGAACAAACCAUGAUGCAGACUUCACCUUUUCAUAGGCUCUUCCAUAGUUUUGGGAAUAAUCUCAUUUGUGAAACACACAGGAUUUCAGCUGAAAUUUUUCUACUAAACAUGUCUCCUCUUCCACAUUUUCCUCUUAAACAGCUUCUAACAAAGGCUCUACUUUGAAACAAAAUAUGUUCACAUCCACUUAUGCACUCUCCCUUUAUUAUUUAAUGUAGCCUUUCUCUUUUUUUGUGAAUCCUGGGAAUAAACCAGACACCAAGCCUUGGAGUCUCCCUUCUGCCAAGUAAUAGAUUUAUUAAAACAUUUUUUAAAAAGCAGAAAUUAUUUAUGGUCCUUAACCUACAACCUCCAAUAUGGUAUUUAUUCAGAUUCUGUAUAUUAAAAACAAAAGCAAGUAGAAGAUCUGGUUUGGGCUGUGUGCAGACAUUAAAUUGAACUCAAAGAGUCAAGCCAGUCAUAUUCUACAGAACUGCUGUAAUUGAUUAACAAAAUUGAUUAUACUUUUCCUGAGAUGAAGUCCACAGUAAUGGACGAGACAUGAGGAGAACAUUCCCUUGACACUCAUGAUCAUUUGUUGCCUUGUUAUUCUAACUGCUGUACCACUCACUAACUGCUUUUGUGGACUCAAACUCAUAGAGAAGAUAUUCAGGAAUACAUGAAGUCCAGGACUGGAUUAAUUCGUUGGGUUGGAUUGUCCCGCAAGAACUCUACUGAGGUCUGGAUGUGGGAAGAUGGCUCUGUGCCCUCCAAAAAUGUCAUUUCAGACAUGCAGGAGGAAGACACAUAUGCCUCUCUUCAGUGGGAUCCCCCAACACCAAGCCCUUACCAGAAACAUCUGUCUUCCAUCAAAUAUUCAGGAGCAUGGUGUCUGGUGGUGGUGAUUUCAUGUAUUCUCUGCGUGGGCUCAGUAACAACCUCUAUUUUCUUGGGGAUCAAGUUGUUCCAGGUGUCCACUAUUGCAAUGAAGCAGCAAGAAAAACUCAUCCAUCAGGAUAGAGAACUGUCGAACUUCACACAAUGGAAGAGAAACCAUAACCUUCAGAUGAAAUGUUGCCAAACCUUGAGGCAAAAGUCUUUCAGUUCAGCCCAUAACUGCAACCCUUGUCCAGACAACUGGAUUCAGAAUGGAGGAAGUUGUUACCGUGUCUUUGAAAACUGGAAAUUUUGGCACACCAGUAAAGAGGACUGUUUGAAGGAGGGUUCUAAUCUUCUACAAAUAGACAGCAAAGAAGAAAUGGACUUUAUCACUGACAGCCUGAGUAAUGUCAAGAAAGGCUAUGAUUACUGGGUGGAGCUACCUCAUGAUGGACUCAGCAGACCGGGGCUUUGGAAAGAUGGCUCCCCUCCUUCACCUUCCCUAUCGCCAGUACAGACUCUCCAAUCAACUGACCAGCUCUGUGGAUAUCUCAAGGACAAGUUCCUUUCUUCCACUAACUGCAGCAAUUGGAAAUAUUUUAUCUGUGAGAAGUAUGUGUUAAGAUCCUCUAUCUGAAAGAAAUUGUACCAAGAGAAAUCUAUUAUGAUAGUUAUGUUGAACAGGACAUUGGAAAACCUGCCACAAAAUUCCAUAAAGCAGAUGCAGAAGUGAACCUAGAUGUGGGCUAUGAUAACAUUUUCCUGGGACUCAAAACCUAUCUCUAUACUUACACUUGUCAAUUUUCUUCAAUACUUCAAUUGACAUUGUUUAAAUUGCCAAGAAUAGAACCGAUUUAUAGCUUCAAAGGACAAAAUCCUGAAAGGUUGAGAACAAACUGAAGAAAAAUAAUUUCUUUGUGCUUUCUUUCUUUCCUUUUUUCUUUCUUUUUUUCCCCUAAUCUAGAAUGACUAUAAACUCCACACAAAAACCUAUAAGCCACUGGGGGGUGGAAAUGUAUUUCUAGCUGACUGGUUUUUCUUUUUUCUUUUCUUCCUUUUCUUUACUUUCUUUUCUUUUCUUUUCUUUUCUUUUCUUUUCUU
This is a messenger RNA of Mustela erminea (ermine), 2170 nucleotides long. It is a transcript of the gene CLEC1B, whose product is annotated as C-type lectin domain family 1 member B. The coding region runs from base 870 to 1706 and encodes 278 amino acids. The transcript is spliced from 8 exons. Gene Ontology annotation, biological process: receptor-mediated endocytosis. NCBI's taxonomy places the organism in Eukaryota, Metazoa, Chordata, Mammalia, Carnivora, Mustelidae. The record is from RefSeq and is a predicted model, not a curated record. Gene Ontology annotation, cellular component: cell surface; membrane.